Molecule: messenger RNA, 1716 nt
Organism: Hansenula ciferrii
Lineage: Eukaryota; Fungi; Ascomycota; Saccharomycetes; Phaffomycetales; Wickerhamomycetaceae
Product: Serine/threonine-protein kinase
Exons: 1
Coding region: 1-1716 (571 amino acids)
Source: RefSeq, a predicted model, not a curated record
AUGUCGGAUAGUUACAAAAAUUCAAAGUCUAACUAUGAUCGAUGGAAACCAGGUACAAAGCUGGCCUGUAUGAUGACACUCAAGGCUGUUUGUCAGGACUCAAAGUUUUAUGAUUCUGCAAAUAAUAGAUUUAAUAGUUUAACAUGGCAUACAGUUGCUGAGAAUUUGAAUAAUGAAUAUCCAGAUUAUGCUAAAAGAUUCACAAAUAUCAAUGUUAAAGAUCGUUAUGAUCGAGUUUUAAAACAUCAUAAAGUGUUUCGUAAAAUGGCAAAUAAAAGAAAUGGAUUUGUUUGGAAUCCAAAGAAUUUUUGCUUUGACUUGAAUGAAUUAUUGAUAAAACAAUAUGAGAAUGAUCAAAAUUCUAAUAUUCAAACGGGUUUAGGUGAUAAUAGGCAAUCAUCAAACGCUUCAAAGAACAAAAAAUCUUCAAAAGAUCCAGAUGCUAUAGUACCUAAUGAAUUAAAUGUCGUUAGAUUCCUUUCAAAACCUGGUCAUAUAGAUCUGGAAUAUUAUCAUAGAUAUAUUUAUCAAUUUUUGAACCAACAAGAAUUUAGAGAUGAUGUUGUGGUUUCUACACCAAGUUAUAUUGAAGAUGCUAUAUCAAAGGGGAUUUUAAACAUUGUUAAUAAACCCAAUUUCAGUGUUAAAAGUGAAUAUGAUCAAAAUCAAUUUGGUGAUACCACAUCACCAUUAAUGCUACAACAACAUUCACAUUCAGGUUCUGUAACUUCAAAUGCUACAAAUUCAUCAAGUUCUAUACCAUUAUUAUCAAAUACAUCAGCUAUACCCAGUCAAUCAUCAAUGUCUUCAAAUUCAUCUUCAUUAGUACCACAAGCUUCAGCGUCUAUGAUACCCACUACGGUACCUCAUGGCUCUCAAAAUCACCCUUCACAACAUCAACAUAUCCAUCCUCAUCAACAACAUCCACAUCCACAUCCACAUCCACAUCCAGUAUUACAACACCCUCAACAUCCUCAGAAUGACUUGGAUUUCACAGGAUUAAUGGCUCAACAACAAGGGGUUCCAAAUAUUCAACAUCAGCAUCCACAUCCUACUACAACACAACAAAUGCAUCCAAUAAUACCACCACCUCUUGGUCAACCUUUAAUGAAUCCAAUGGUUACAGAUCCUAAUUUAAUUCAAAGAACUUCAAUGGGUGAACCUUUUUUCAAAAAACCAAAGAUUAGUCCACAAAAUUCUAGUAAUCAAAUAAAUACUGCAAAUUUUAUAGGCGCAGGAUUUAACUAUGAUACUUAUGAAUCAAUGAUGGGUGCUGGUGGACAAGGAACUACAAAUGAUUCCACUACAACUCACACUCCAUUACAAGCUCCAAAUAGUACUUUACAAGAUAAUUUAGAUCAUCAACCACCUUCCAAUUCAGCGGCAACAAAUUCAACUUCAAAUACUAAUGGUUCAAAUACUGACAAAAUUUCACCAACAAGUAGUAUAAAUGGAUUAGGUUCAAGUAGUAUUAUUGGAUUAAGUUCUGGUGAAGCUAUUUUAAAAAUUCAUAAAGAGUUUUCAAUGAUGAAGAAUGUUGUAAAUGAACAAGUUUUAAAUCUUAGAAUUGGUAAAUUAAUAAGUCAUGAAGAGUUUGAAAAAAUUCAAUUAGUUAUAAAUUCAAAUGAUCAAUUCAUAAGAAGUGCUUACAAAAGAUUAAAUGACGAUAAUAAAUUGGUUGAAUUGAUUAAUAUCUAUUUGAAUAAUCUUGAAUGA